AACUCCCGCCCCAGUCUGCGGGCCUCCGGAGUAGCGGCGGGGCGGGAGCGGCGCGGCAGAGGGGACAAGACCAGGGCAGGAGGGAACCGGCCCGCCAGGAGAGCCCCGCACACCAUCAAGAUGCUAUCCUGGCGGCUGCAGACGGGCUCCGAGAAGGCUGAGCUGCAGGAGCUCAACGCCCGGCUCUACGACUAUGUGUGCCGAGUGCGGGAGCUGGAGCGCGAAAACCUGCUCCUGGAGGAGGAGCUGCGCAGCCGGCGGGGCCAUGAGGGCCUGUGGGCCGAGGCGCAGGCCCGCUUCGCGGAGGAGGCGUGCAGCUUGCGGCAGCAGCUGGACGAACUGAGCUGGGCCACGGCACUGGCCGAGGGCGAGCGCGACGCGCUGCGGCGCGAAUUGCGGGAACUGCAGCUGCUGGGCGAAGAGGCGCGCGCCGCCCGCGGCCGUCUGGACGCCGAGCUGGACGCUCAGCGGCGGGAGCUUCAGGAGGAGCUAGGUGCGCGCGCCGCUCUCGAGGCGCUGUUGGGCCGGCUGCAGGCCGAGCGCCGCGGCCUUGACGCGGCCCAUGAACGCGAUGUGCGGGAGCUGCGCGCGCGCUCCGCUGGCCUGACUUUGCGCUAUCGCGCCCGCGCCACCGGCCCUGCCGCGCCCCCGCCGCGCCUGAGGGAAGUGCACGACAGCUACGCACUGCUAGUGGCCGAGUCGUGGCGGGAGACCGUGCAGCUGUACGAGGAAGAGGUGCGCGAGCUGGAGGAGGCUCUGCGGCGCGGCCAGGAGAGCCGGCGCGAGGCCGAGGAGGAGACGCGGCUGUGCGCGCAGGAGGCGGAGGCGCUGCGGCGCGAGGCGCUCGAGUUGGAGCAGCUGCGAGCGCUGCUGGAAAACGAGCUGCUGCGGGUACAAGAGGAGUACGAGCUUCAAGCCGAGGAGCGGCAGAGAGUGAUUGCCUGCCUGGAGGAUGAGAAGGCAGCCCUCACCUUGGCCAUGGCUGACCGGCUGCGGGACUAUCAGGAGCUUGUGCAGGUGAAGACUGGCCUCAGCCUGGAAGUGGCGACCUACCGAGCCUUACUGGAAGGAGAAAGUAAUCCGGAGAUACUGAUCUUGACUGAGCGCAUUGAAAAUGUGCCACAAGAAUUCAGAAACAAGUCCUAUCAGUAUACCACCUCAGUAUUACAGAGAGAAAACGAAAGAAAUCUGUUCCCAAGGCAGAAGGCACCUGCUACAAGCUUCAAUCCCAGCUUGGCGCCUCGUUUUCAGCCAGCCAUUGGAAGCACUUCCAGAAGGGGUGUCCUGGGCUCUGGAUAUGCUCCCUUUACCACUACCAGGUGGGAGAACUACGAGAAAACUGCCAGCAGUCAAACCAACUUCAGAACUGUCUCUCCAACCCUUGGUCUCUUAAGAAAUACUGAAGCUCAAGUGAAAACAUUCCCUGAGAGACCGAGAACUGGAGGUACAAAGGACGCUCCUGUUAAUUUAGCCAAAGAGUCCACUGCUACUCAGGAGUCUUACCGAGAACGCCGGGACAAUGUGGUGGCAGAGCCUUCCAAAAGUACUUGGUCAAAUGAGAGGACCGUCCUUUGGGGAAAGAAAACAGAAGCUAAAGCCACGAGGGAACAAGAGAGAAACAGACCAGGAACUAUCCAAACAAAACGAGAAGAGAAAAUGUUUGAUUCUAAAGAGAAGGCUUCAGAGGAGAGAAACUUAAGGUGGGAAGAACUGACCAAGUUAGAUAAAGAGGCAAGGAAGAGAGAAAGCGAGCAAAUGAGGGAAAAGGCAAGAGAGAAGGAGUCACUGAAGGAGAAAAGUGUGAGAGAAAGAGAGAUACCGAUCAGUCUAGAAGUAUCAAAGGACAGCACACCAGAAGUGGCCCCACAAGGGCUUCACACACCCCUGAAGAAGGAUGCUGGUGAUGGGACAGAUAGAGGGGUAGAAACGAGAGAAGUAAAGUUCAGGCUGGAGACCAGUGACACCGCAGGCUCUCUGAAAGCUGAUUCCACAACUGAAACCAUAGCUGAGAACAUUGUUUCUAGCAUCCUGAAGCAGUUCACCCACUCUUCCGAGAUGGAAGCAUCUGCUGACACGUUUCCAGACACAAAAGUCACUUACGUGAACAGGAAAGAGCUUCCUGGUGACAGGAAAACAAAGACUGAGAUAGUCGUGGAAUCGAAACUGACUGAAGAGAUUGAUGUUUCAGAUGAAACUGGCCUGGACUACCUUUUAAGCAAGGAUGCUAAGGAGGUGGAGCUGAAAGGAAAAUCAGCAGAACGGAUGAUAGGAGAUAUAAUCAAUCUUGGUCUGAAAGGGAGGGAGGGGAGGGCAAAGGUUGUCAAUGUGGAGAUCAUAGAAGAGCCUGUGAGCUAUGUCAGUGGUGAGAAGGCGGAGGAGUUUUCGACCCCAUUCCAAGUGGAGGAAGUUGAUGACGUGUCUCUGGGCUCUAAGGGGCUUGUUGAGGAGGAGGAAGUUUGUAGAGAAACAGAUGUCACCUUCUCAGGGGCUCAAGGGAAAAAGACCAGGCAGGCCCAAGAGAACAUGACUCAUGUUGAAGAAGUGAUGGAGGCAGGUGACUCAGAAGGUGAGCAGAGUUAUUUUGUGUCGACCCCAGACCCAGAUGAAUACCCCGGGGGGCAGGACAGAGAGGAAGGCUCCGUGUAUGGGCAGAUCCACAUUGAAGAGGAAUCCACCAUCCGGUACUCCUGGCAAGAUGAAAUUGUGCCGGGGUCCGGGAGAAGAGUGAAGAGGGAUGAUGCAUUGGGAGAGAAGGUUGUGAAGCCACUGGAUGUUCCAGAAGGGUCUCUGGAGGGGGACACAGGUUCUAGUCACUGGAAAGAACAAGCUCGCAGUGGCGAGUUUCAUGCUGAACCCAUAGUCAUUGAAAAGGAAAUCAAAAUACCGCAUGAAUUCCACACAUCCAUCAAAAAGGGCUUCAAGGAGCCCAGACACCAGCUGGUGGAGGUCAUCGAGCAGCUGGAGGAAAGCCUUCCAGAGCGCAUGAAGGAAGAGCUGUCCGCUUUCACCAGUGAGGGCCAGGGCGGGCCGGGGGGCAUUUCAGUUGACGUAAAGAAGAUCCAGCCCCCGGGUGGCGGGUCCGUGACUUUGGUGGCAGAAGUCAACCUCUCGCAGACUGUGGAUGCUGAUCAGUUAGACUUGGAGGAGCUCAGCAAGGAUGAAGCGGGAGAGAUAGAGAAGGCCGUGGAGUCAGUGGUACGAGACAGCUUGGCCAGGCAGCACAGCCCCGGCCCUGGGAGCCCAGACUGGGAGGCAGGAGCGGAGACCCGGGGCACUGGCCUCGGCUUCAAGCGCUGGGCCACCCAGGAGCUGUACCGCCCCUCUGGUGAGGAUGCCGAGACAGGCCUCAGCUCUCCCGGCUCAGAGUCCAUCACUUCCCAGGGCCCAGUGUCGGCCACGGUGGAAGUCACCAGUCCCAGGGGCUUUGCCCAGUCCCACGUGGUGGAGGACGUCAGUCAGUCUGUGAGGCACAUUAAAAUAGCGCCCCCUGGAGUUUGGAGGACUGAGCACGUCUCAUCCGAAGGACCCUCUUCACAGGUGGUGGAGGUAAGUGGGGAAGGCCACCUGAGUUGGGCAGCGAGCUCGGCGGGAGCCAGCUGGUCUGCCAGGCACUUUACGCUGGGUCCCGAUCAAAGUCAAGUGUCCAAAGAAGUCGUCUUCCAAGGGCCUGACCCUGCCAGUCCCGAGGCAGGAGGCGCAGAAGAGCCUGGCCCCAUAGGGCUUGCCACAGAUACUGACGAAUCCCGGAGGCACAGCUCCUCUGCCUCCCAACAGUUUCGUGCUAAGAGGGAAAUUAUCUUUCAAGCCCCCAUUUCUGGGGCAGGGAAUGUUGGUGAUGAUUUUCAAACUGAGGAGUCAGUGGGUACCCAGACUUCUGUAAAGCACCUUCAGUUAGGCCCUAGAGAGCAGUUUAGGGAGCAAAUCCAGCUCACAGCCCCUCUGUCAGACAAAAUGGAGUUAGGUGUCAGAGAAGCUUCUGUGGACACUGAAGCAUGGUCAGGAAGUGGCCUAUCCAUCAGGCACAUCAAAACCGGACCUCAGAGGGAUCAAACCACCGACCAGCUAGUUCCCCCACCCUGGGAAUACAGCAACUCAGAAAGCAGUGCCCACGGAGAGGGCUCAGCUGAUGUGACCCAGGCCACUCGUAGUUACACUGUGGGUAGGAAACUCUUGAUUACUGAAAAGAGCACCCUCCAAAGGGCUGUUUCUGAACCUCCCCAGGAGGCUAGUGUGGGAGGCACAGCAGGGGCAGAAGUGACUUCAGGCCUGAGCAGAUCCUUUAGGCAUAUUCAGCUAGGUCCUGCAGAAACCCAAACCUCCGAACACAUUGUCUUCCACGGACCCAUUUCCAAAACAUUGGCAUUGGCUGAUCCGGUGGACUCCCCUGAGCUAGGUGAGGUAGCAGACAGCAGCAGAACACUAAGGCACGUGGCACUGGGGCCCAAAGAAACUUCGUUUACCUUUCAGAUGGACGUGAGUAACGUAGAGGCGACCCCCCGCUGGACCCAAGAGGCCACAGUCCUCUUCCCUGCAGGGAUGGAAGCAGAAGCUCAUGGUGUGUCUGACCGUGGUGCUUGGAGAGAUGCUGGCAGUGGGAAUGACCUGGCUGCCAGCGUGAGCUUUCAAGGCUCUGCUGGGGACAGACACCAGGCCCCCGGGGAAAAGGGCAAGGAGCAAGCUGAGUUUGAUAAGCCGGUGCAGCUACAGAGGAUGGUAGACCAGAGGUCGGUGAUUUCCGAUGAAAAGAAGGUUGCUCUCCUCUAUCUAGACAAUCAGGAGGAGGAGAAUGAGGGACACUGGUUUUGAUAAAUAUUUUGUUUUAAAUGCCAUCUCUUUGGUGAAGUACCAACACGCAAAGGCCUUUACUUACUUUAAGGGAGGGAGAUGUACUCCUUCUUAAAACCUCCCUUCUUUUUCACUUUCUUCAAAGAGUCCUCUAGACAAUGUCAGCUUACUUCAUAAUCAGUAAAAAUUUCAGACUAAUUCACGCCUUAAAAGGCACUGGAAUUUACUGAGUUGGGACUUUGACAAAUAUUUUUUAUCUUUUCAGUCUUAAAAGUUCCUUUUUCUGGAGUUUUCUUUCCACUUCUAGGGAUGAUUUCCACCAUUUUUGUACCUGGUCACAGAAAUGCCUUGCAUCUGUUUGAAACUAUAAUUAACUAGGUAAGAUUCCUAAGUGGUGACAGGAUUAAAGUAAUAUAUUUAAGAAUAAAUUUAAUUUGCAUGUGCUAAUAAGAUAUAGUAAACUAACAUGUUAAGGGAAAAAUGAAUAUUUGUUUUUCCUCUUUCCAAAGUCUUUUCCAAAAGAAAUUGUAGGAAAUAAGAUUUUUAAAAAAUCUUGGGAGUUCCCAUUGUGGUUCAGUGGGUUAUGAACCUGACUAGUAUCCAUGAGGAUGAGGGUUUGAUCCCUGGCCUCACUCAGAGGGUUAAGGAUCCAGCAAUGCUGUGAGCUGUGGUGUAGGUUGCAAACGUGGCUUGGAUCCUGUGUUGCUGUGGUUGUGGCGUCGGCCGGAGGCUGCAGCUCCAAUUCAACCCCUUGCCUGGGAACUCCCAUAUGCCACAGGUGUGGCCCUAAAAAGCAAAAAAACAAAACAAAAACAAAAACAAAUCUAAGUGAUUUCAUCUUGGGGAAAAGUUAUUUGUCAUAGAAUUAAAUUCAUCUUAAGACUUUAGUGAAUUGCUUUCUAUGUGCAGAACUUAGAAAAUACUAAAAAAAUAUAUAGUAUUUUAUGGAGAAGACAACUUCAGCCUACUACAGUAUUUCAGGUCAGCACACUUGCUAUGUUUGCACAGGUUCCUGGAACCCUGCCCUAAGUCUGUGGGGGGUGGGAGGAUGUUCACUGGGAAUGGCUCAUAGUACCAGUUUUUUUGCAGUACUAGGUCACUAAGCACACAAGUCUAAGUACUCUUUUUUGUUAUAAUGGAAGUUCAGGAGUAGCCAGCUCCUACCUAGACUUGAGCUUUUCUGUGCAUUAGCAGUUAGCAUCUAAACCCUUAAUUUUACUGAUGGGAAGCAGACCCUGAGGACGAUGAAAAAGAUCAUUGAUGUUCACACUACCCGGGAUUUGCAGGAUGGUCACCCACAGUAAAAGUUGGAAGCCCAGGUAGGCUUGAGCCUCCCAAAGAAGCACUUUCCAGCCCAGUGAUGAUGGGGUGGAGACCCUUCUGAGCUCAACAAGUUAGAGAUGAAAAAUGGCAACCAGCCUCACAGAGGUUUGUGUACUUCCAAUAGAAAUCAUGAUCAUUGGUGUGUUUUGUCCAGGGAAACAAAGAAUAUAGUAAAUAGAGUAAGAUGUUUUGGGGAGGGAACUGGGUGCCUCUCCUGCCACCUAGGCCUGAAGCACCAGGAGGGGCCCCAGAGGAAGACAGAGCCCCCACUCCCCUGGGCAACAAAGUGUGGACCUGCAGCUCUACACCACUGAGUUUAAGAUACUAGAAUGGAUGUGUUCCAUUGCUUUGUUUUAUUUCACACAAGGGUAUUGUUUUUAAAGCAUUCAUCUUUAAAGGUAUAGCAUCACGUAAAAAAUAGUAUCUCUAACAACACAGGAGUAUUUUAACCCAAACUAGUUUCUUCCACAUAAUGCUGUCUAAGCUGCCUUUAACACAGUAGCAUAGAACUAACUGCCUGGAGUGCACUGAGGAACAAGGACCUGAGGUACUGUCAUCCUCAGGUAGGUUACGAUGAUGGGAGGGGGUGCUGUUAUGGAAUUUGAGGGUCUCUUCUCUGGGUUUCACACUGAUGGCCCUCGGACCUAUCUCCUCAGCUCCCAGGAAUGGCUGCAGCAGGUAGCUUAGGGGGAGUGCCUUUUCCUAAUCGCUAAGCGGAGGCUAAAUGAAGCACAGCUUUCAGGAUGAUCUAUUUUUAAAAUACCCUGAAGCAGACUAUAGAAAGAAAGUUGAUUUGAAUUGCAAACAUAAACCUUUGUUAUCUGCCAAAUGAAUUAGUGAUUGUCUAAUGAUUGUCACAAACUGGUAUGGAGGUGAUAGCCUUGCCAACAAGGACUUCUCAUUUCUAACAUAGCUGAUUUUAUGUUAGAUGUACUUGGUAAUGGUGUUUGUAUAAGUGAUUUAUUGGUGAGAACUUGGUCCAGGUGACAGCCUACUGUUUUGAAGACAAGACAGAUGGAUAAUGGGGGGAGUCUAUUAUGUGUGUCUAAGUGGCCUUAGUUUAAUGUCACUCUCCUAGCUUGUGACCUUGGAAAUGAUUGCUAAUGUGAGUAAGUUGUUGAGACCAUGACCCACCUCCAGUGAAAAAAAAAUCUUAGAUCUUAAUUUUUAUCUCCAUGUCGAAUGCAUAUCUUCAAGAUGUAGCCUGCCAGGAGUGUUUACCAACUUGGAGUCAUGAGCUGUCAUUGGUUACUAAGUCUCUGGAAUACCCAGGAGCAAGGCAUGCCCUUGACACUGUGAUAGGUCACCCCACAGCAUCAUGUCCUUUAAAACCAGUUACUCUGGAGACAGGAGUAGUCAACUAUGUGGUGGGACAGAGUGAGGAUACAACCAGUCUUUUCACAUUUAUUGUUGUGUAGACAAAACAGUAUUAAUGGAAUGUUUUUCACCUUCACACUGGUUGUUUUGAUGUUGUUUGCUUAAAAUGUAUAUUUAGAAUGGAAUCAUCUAAAAAAGCUGAUCUUGCUAAUAACCUCCUGUUCCCUGCAAAGGGAAAUGUCAUAAGAAUGUGUAAAAAUAAAAAUCUAUGGGAAAAAAAGCUCA
Phacochoerus africanus (Common warthog) is the source of this 7710-nucleotide messenger RNA. It is a transcript of the gene SYNM, whose product is annotated as synemin. The coding region runs from base 121 to 4806 and encodes 1561 amino acids. The transcript has 4 exons. NCBI's taxonomy places the organism in Eukaryota, Metazoa, Chordata, Mammalia, Artiodactyla, Suidae. The record is from RefSeq and is a predicted model, not a curated record. Gene Ontology annotation, cellular component: sarcolemma; costamere; neurofilament cytoskeleton. Gene Ontology annotation, molecular function: vinculin binding; structural constituent of cytoskeleton; structural constituent of muscle. Gene Ontology annotation, biological process: intermediate filament cytoskeleton organization; fast-twitch skeletal muscle fiber contraction.